CACCACCAGAGUCCAUAUAGCAAAAUUUCAUUAUCAGUGUCCUAGUCUGGUGUCUGACUCUAGAACCACAGCUAGUUGUUGUGGUGUAUAGGCACCACCAGAGUCCGUCCAUAGGCCUACUCUGUUAUUACAUCCUGUGGUAACAAUGCAAUCACUAUCGGUACAAUCAGAGGUUUUGCUAAUUGUAUCCUAUAGUGUGACUCUGACCAUACUCAGUUGUUACAUCCUGUAGAAUGUAUUCACCAUUAGUACAGUAUAACGCAGAGAGAUUAUACUAUCCGUGUCUUAGUCUGACGUCAGAAUGUAAACACCCUCCGUUAUUGUAUACAACCACAACGUAGAUAUGGUUGUUUCAUCGUGUCCAGGUCAUGCUUUGUAUUGCGCGAAUCUGUUUGGGUAAAAUGAAGGGAGCAAAUUAUUUUAAUCAAGCUGUCAGAAAAAUGACGUUACAUUCAUCACACAUGGUGUCUGAUACAUCAUGAUGGACGUGACUUUAACACAAUUUUAACUGCGUGAAACGUUUUUGAAACUAUUCAUUUUUCACGGAUAACCGAGCUUUUUCACGGAUGUACCGACGUUCGAUACGCUAUAGUUCACAUCCUUCUUCAUCACUAUAACAAUAGCCUAGUUCAAAGACAAGCUAGACGUUCCUACCAUAACGCCUAGCUUCGGUCAUAUAAAAUUUCACGGGGACAAUUUCACUUAAAAAAAGGGAUCGAACCGUACCUUAUUUUUGCUACUCUCCGAUUCCCUAAACCUCCCGAAAUGUAGUGUGUCAAAGCCAACAUUAAAACGGUUGGAUUACUGCCGAAAGAUGGUUUACCAAUGCUGGCUUUGACAUAUUAUAUUUCGGACGUUUUAGGGAAUCGGUGGAUAGCAAAAAUAAGGUAGAGUUCGGGCCGUUUUUUUUUUAGUGAAAUUGUCCGGUGAAUUUCAUAUGACCGAAGCUGGGCGUUACGGUUGGAACAUUCAGCUUAGCUUUGAGCUAACCACAGCAGCAACAGGUAUAUUGCAGAGGCCGUAUUUGAGCUGAAAUCUCCAAGGCAGGGUAACGGCUUACAAACUGACUGGUGUCUGAAGAGAACAUCCAGAGAACUAUGGCUGUUUCGACGAAUCGUGUCCAACCCUCAGUCCUUGUAUUCUACGUAAAUGGCAAAAAGAUUACCGACGAUGGUGUUGAUCCAGAGACAACUCUUCUCCAAUACCUUCGUGUAAAACUGCGACUGACGGGUACAAAGUUGAGCUGUGGAGAGGGAGGAUGUGGAGCCUGCACAGUGAUGUUGUCCAGAUACGACAAGGCCUCUAAUAACAUCAAGCACAUGACCGUCAUGGCGUGUAUGUACCCCAUGGGGGAGGUGCACGGGAUGGCUGUAACAACUGUCGAAGGGAUAGGCUCCCUGGGGCAGGGAAUGCACCCAGUCCAGGAGCGGAUUGCUAAAGCCCACGGUAGCCAAUGUGGAUUCUGUACGCCGGGGAUGGUGAUGAGUAUGUACUGUCUACUGAAGAACAACCCCACGCCGAGUGAAGAACAAGUGGAGAGGGAAUUAGAGGGAAACCUUUGCCGUUGUACAGGAUACAGACCCAUACUAGAUGGUUUCAAAACCUUCGCAAAGGAAUGCCCGAUGGGAGAGAACUGUUGCCAACGAGGUGGAACCGAAGCAAAUGAAGAUGAGCGGAUUUCCACAAAAUUGUUCAACCCCAAAGAGUUCACUCCGUACGACCCUUCCCAGGAUCCAAUAUUCCCGCCAGAAUUACAGCGGACAGAAACGUAUGACAAAGAGAGUUUGCGAUUGGUUGGCGAGAGGGUCAUGUGGUACCGACCCCUAAAUUUGGAGGAGCUUCUGGCUUUGAAAACCAAGUUCCCGGAUGCAAAGCUUGUUCGGGGAAACACUGGUCUGGGACUCUCUAAGAUAGCUUUCCCUGUCCUGAUAUCCAUCUCCCGUAUCUCGGAACUCUCUGGAGUCAGGGUCUCUGAUGAGGGUAUCCGUGUGGGCUCAGCCACGACCCUGUCAGAACUGGAUGAAUCCUUACAAGAAGCCCGCAAAACUCUGCCAGACUACAAAACAAGGGUCAUCGACGCUCUGUUGAAAAGUUUAUCCCGAUUCGCAAACCAUCAGAUUAGAAAUGUUGCGAGUAUAGGUGGUAACGUCUUAAAAGCCCAUGGGGUCUCUGAUCUACAGACAGUGCUGCUCGCAGCUGGGGUCACCUUAACAAUGGUCACUUCAGCUGGAAAACGAAAGUCGGUCGUUAUUGGAGAGGAUACAACUUGCGAGGAAUUAGCGACCGAUACUGAUCUGAUUCUUCUGGACAUCUUUAUACCUCAUCCUGGAAAGCACGAGUAUUUUCACGUGUCCAAAGAGUCUCUGCGUCGGACAAACGACUCGGCCAUUGUGAUCUCCGCCAUCAAGGUCACUUUGAGGGAGGACACCGACGAAAUCAAGUCCAUUUCGUUGUCUUACGGAGGCAUUUCAGCGUUUUCAGUUCUAGCAAAAAUCGCCAUGAAAAGCGCAGUUGGCAGGGUAUGGGAGGAGCGACUUGUGAGUGACAUGUGUCAGUGGCUGCGUGAGGACAUCUCCCUAUCCCCGGGAUCGUCAGGGGGGAUGACCGAGUACAGACAAAUUCUGGCCUCCAGCCUCUUCUUCCGCUUCUACCUGACUGUAGCUGAUCAGCACUGUAGAUAUGUGGGUAAGCAGAGCGGUGUCCCUCCUUCCCAGCAGAGUGGAUCUUGUGGACUGAAGAGGGACCCAUCCAGCGGUCUCGUUUUUCACGAGGAAGUCUCCCCUGGUCAGCCGGUUGAAGACCCCAUAGGCCGUUCCGUGGUGAUGCCAUUUACGCUGACGCAUGCUACUGGCGAGUCGGUUUUCCUGGACGACAUACCUCCAUAUUCUAACGAACUUCAUUUAGGCCGCGUGAUGAGCACUAAAGCUCAUGCUAAAAUCCUGAACAUUGAUCCGACGGAGGCCCUUAAGAUGCCAGGGGUUGUGGAAUUUGUGACUUACAAAGAUGUCCCUGGGAAGAACUAUUGGCUAAAUUUAGAGGAGGAAUUGUUCGCAUCUGUAGAGGUCACGGUACAAGGUCAAACCAUUGCCGCCAUUUUGGCAGACACUCACGAGCACGCUGUGAGGGCGGCUAGGGCCGUGAAGGUGGAAUAUGAAGAACUGGAGGCAGUGAUAACCAUAGAGGACGCUAUCAAGGCGAAUUCCUUCUACUUCCCGAAGAAAGUGUUUGUGGACGGUGACAUUGAGGCGGGAUUCCGCGAGGCUGAUCAUGUGAUCGAGAAAGAGAUGCGAAUAGGAGGUCAGGAGCAUUACUACAUGGAAACCCAGUCCUGCCUGGCCGUGCCCCAGACCGAGUACAGACAGAUGGAGGUCAUAUCCGCCACACAGUUCCACGCCUUAGCCCAGAUGGUCACAGCGGAGGCUCUGGCGGUGCCUUCUAACUAUGUGAUUUGUAAAAGUAAACGCUUAGGUGGUGCUUUCGGUGGAAAGAUUUUGCGAUCUGCAGCUCAUGCUGCGAUUACAGCAGUGGCCGCUAAUAAGUGUGGUCGUCCAGUCCGCUGUGUACUAGACCGUGACGAGGACAUGGCCAGCACCGGGACACGUCAUCCAUUUCUGGCCAAAUACAAGGUGGGCAUCUCAGGAACCAGGAUCACAGCCCUGGAUAUGGAGUUCUACUGUAAUGCCGGCAACGCGUCCCUCUCAUCUGGCGGGUUCAUUGACAAAAGCAUCCUGCACACUUGUAACACGUUCAAAGUGCCUAACAUCCGUGUUACUGGCUACGCCUGCAAGACAAACAUCACAUCCUGUAACCCGAUGAGAGCCUUCGCCUGUGUCCAGAUGGUAUUGGCCAGCGAGGAUUUCUUCGGCCUGGUUCACGAAGAAAAUAUGUACAGGGAAGGGGAUGUUACGCCAUCGGGCCAGGUCCUCAAGCAUUACAACGUCAGGAAGUGCUGGAAGCAAUGCUAUGACACCAGUGACUACUUGGAGAGGUCCAGGGCAGUAGAGAUAUUUAAUAGUGAGAACCGCUGGAAGAAAAGAGGGAUUGCAAUGACCACGACAAAUCAAGGAAUAUCCAACACUGAUACAUCGGCCAAUCAGGCAGGUGCGUUGGUACAAGUAUACAAAGACGGCUCCGUUCUGUUGGCACAUGGUGGAUCUGAGAUGGGACAAGGGCUCAAUAACAAGAUGAUUCAGAUAGCAAGUCGUGUGCUGAGAAUCCCGUAUUCACGGAUCCAUAUCUCCAGUACCAGUACGGAAACAGUUCCUAACAGUUCUCCUUCUGGUGCCAGUAUCACCGCUGAUGUCAACGGCAUGGCAGUGAAGGCGGCCUGUGAAACUAUAAUGGAUCGCUUAGAUACUUUCACACAAGAAAACCCGAACGGUAACUGGACUGACUGGGUGAUGGCAGCGUACAAAGCCAGGGUUUCUCUGUCCGCCACUGGAUUCUACAGGACACCAGAUUUGAACUACAACACCGACACCCUGCACGGUGAAGUGUUCAAUUACUUCACGACAGGGGCUGCUUGUUCCGAGGUAGAGAUAGACUGCUUGACGGGCGAAUACCAGAUUUUACGCACUGACAUUGUGAUGGAUGUUGGGAGUAGCCUGAAUCCAGCGGUGGACAUAGGCCAGAUCCAAGGCGCAUUUGUUCAGGGUUGUGGGCUGAUGCUGACAGAGCAGUUAAAGAUCACCCCGGAUGGCAAGGUCUUAACCCGGGGCCCUUUCAGUUACAAAGUACCGACGGUCAGAGACAUCCCCCAGGAGUUUAAGGUAUCUCUCCUGAAAGGAACUCCUAACCCCCGGGCAGUGUACUCAUCUAAGGGUAUCGGUGAGCCCCCAGUCGCCUUAGCGGCGUCUGUGUUCCUAGCUAUCAAAGAUGCCAUCAUGUCGGCCCGCUUCGACUCGGGUUUAUCCGAAAACUUUCAACUGGAUUCACCGGCGACUAUCGACAAGAUCCGACUGGCGUGUACUGACAGGUUUACAAAAGAGUUUCCAAUCGCUGAACCUGGAACUUUCAAACCCUGGUUUGUUGACCUUUGACGUUUCCAUUCAUCCUGGAUAUUGAAAUCGAUUCGUGAACACCGCAAAGAGGAAACUUUGUUGAAUGUUUAUUGGUGCCAAGUUUAAAGUGAUCAGUUUUAAUGGAUAUUGUGAAACAAUUACUAUUUAUACAAAUAGAAACCAAAUUAUUUGGGAAUCAACGUAUCUCGUUCUUAAGGUGUAAACUGAUAUAGCACUAAUUUCUCAAAAGUGUCUUAAACUCCAAAGUAUUUCCUUAAUUUCACAUACCAGUUGUUAAGGAAGCAUAAAAUAUAUCUUAUAAUUAUUAUUCCAUACACCUGUACUCGGAAACAGUAAUAUUUUAUGCCAAUAAAACAUAUUCUAGACCCAGAAGAAAGACUUCGUUGAGUGUUGUGUCGUUUCAGAAAAACCCACAUGAUCGUAUGUUAGACAACAGAGGAUAGGCCUGGAGGCAGGGGAGGUAACUUUGGUUGUCAAGUUAAGAGCCACAUCUGUACAAUGUUUUGCAUCAUACAGUCGGAAGCAACGGAUACAUAAUUACAUAGCCCUACUAUAGGCAUACUCAUUACGGCUGCAAACCAUUAUGUUUUUUAGUGUUCAUCAUACUUCAAUGCUAUUUAUACCGUUCCUGGUACAACUAUGUAUACCGCUAUAUAGUUUUGACUAAAGUGACUGUGAAGUUCGCCUGGCAAGGUCUCUGUCUGGUGCUCUGGGAUCUCUAAUACUUCUUGAUAUACCCUCAGAGAGUCUUCUAACCGGCCUAUUAUAUUUGUAAUAGUGCGUUGUCAAGAUUGGAUCUAUAUGUCAAGAAAGGCCAAAACAAAACGCGCAAUGAUCUACAAUGGGAACAAGGCUCGGAGGCUUAAAUGAGUUGAUAUCAGCAAUAGAACAACAUAAAAAUACAUUUUACAAUACCAGUUAUUUUAUAGUCUCUAGUAAAAUCCGACCAAGCAUAAUCCAGUUUAAAGCCAAGUUCAGUACAAGUGCAUAUGUCCGUGGAUGACGAAUGGCAUUGAUCAACUUUAAAUAAUGCACAUACAUGAAACCACUCGAUGCAUGAAGAGAAAAAAAUCAGAAAUAUCCGCCAGUAAAAGAACUGUACCAACGUACAUACGAAUGGCUUGUUUAAAAAAUCUUCACAUAUUCAGAAACUCCAGUAAAUUGGAUAUACUUUUCGAAUUUGUCCUUGAACUGUGAAAUAUGCCAUGUGUCAUCACUAGGUCCAGAAUGAGUGACAGAUUUCGGUACCGCCUCCAAUAGAGAUCAUCGGCCAAUGGGGUGUCGGGGUUUCCAGGAAGAGGCGGAUCUUGAUGAAUGACGACCAGAGCGACAGA
Liolophura sinensis is the source of this 6355-nucleotide messenger RNA. RefSeq names its product xanthine dehydrogenase/oxidase-like. The transcript is spliced from 36 exons. Lineage: Eukaryota; Metazoa; Mollusca; Polyplacophora; Chitonida; Chitonidae. Bases 1098 to 5039 code for a protein of 1313 amino acids. The record is from RefSeq and is a predicted model, not a curated record. Gene Ontology annotation, molecular function: FAD binding; molybdopterin cofactor binding; iron ion binding.